This is a messenger RNA of Mandrillus leucophaeus (drill), 1019 nucleotides long. RefSeq names its product phospholipid scramblase family, member 5 (gene PLSCR5). Gene Ontology annotation, biological process: plasma membrane phospholipid scrambling. Gene Ontology annotation, molecular function: phospholipid scramblase activity. Gene Ontology annotation, cellular component: plasma membrane. The transcript is spliced from 8 exons. NCBI's taxonomy places the organism in Eukaryota, Metazoa, Chordata, Mammalia, Primates, Cercopithecidae. The coding region runs from base 22 to 804 and encodes 260 amino acids. The record is from RefSeq and is a predicted model, not a curated record.
AGAAGUGACUCAGACAUCUUCAUGGCCUCUAAAGAUGCCCAGAACCAAAGAAGAGGUCUGCCUAGUUUUCUUCCUGGAGCUCCAGAUCCAGACCAAAACCUUCCUGCCUCAUCUUCCAAACCAGGGAACCAAGCGUGGCAGCUGAGUCGCCCUUUGCCAAGAAGUUUCCUGCCAACAUUAGAUCUGAUAAUUAUACACCAGCAGGUGGAGCUGCUUGGAAUGAUACUUGGUACUGAGACCUCCAACAAAUAUGAGAUUAAAAACAGCUUGGGACAAAGAAUUUACUUUGCAGUGGAGGAAAGCAUCUGCUUCAAUCGUACUUUCUGUUCCACUCUGCGAUCUUGCACCCUGAGGAUCACAGAUAACUCAGGUCGAGAGGUCAUUACAGUGAAUAGGCCCUUGAGAUGUAACAGCUGCUGGUGUCCUUGCUACCUCCAAGAGUUAGAAAUCCAAGCCCCUCCUGGUACUAUAGUUGGUUACGUUGCACAGAAGUGGGACCCCUUUCUGCCUAAAUUCACAAUCCAAAAUGCAAACAAAGAAGACAUUUUGAAAAUUGUUGGUCCUUGUGCGACAUGUGGCUGUUUUGGCGAUGUGAAUUUUGAGGUGAAAACCAUUAAUGAAAAGCUUACAAUUGGGAAGAUUUCAAAGUACUGGUCAGGAUUUGUAAAUGAUGUCUUCACAAAUGCUGACAAUUUUGGAAUUCAUGUUCCUGCAGAUCUAGAUGUAACAGUCAAAGCAGCCAUGAUCGGUGCCUGUUUUCUCUUUGAUUUUAUGUUCUUUGAACAUUCACUGGCUGGAUUAUAAUAACCAAGAUAAUAAAAACAAUAAAAUAUGCAGAGCGUAUUUCAAAUUCUUUAGAAUAUUUCAAAGCACUUCCACACAUAUGACUGGCCUGCAUUGGACCUCACAAGAAAACAGAGGGUUUCAGUUGUACAUACCAUCAGAGAUGCCCAGGUACAACCUCUGUAUACUGAAGACUUAGAAAAUGAGAAAUAUAAAAACUAAAUUACUUUGUUUUA